AAUCAACAAUGGAUUUCCAAAUUGAAAACGAACCUUCUGACGAUAGCGAAUAUGCUGAGAUGGAUUUCAGGCAAAUCGAUGAAAGCAUUCAAGAUAUAUCAAAAGGUAUGCGACGAGGCGAUUGGGCAUAUUUGGGCAGACAUCCAGAGAUACGCGCUAUCGUGCGUUUCAUCAUAAUGGAAGCAGCGAAAAAUAAGAAACAGAAAUGUAUUUUUCGCUUUGUUGCCGAUUUAUUUCAGGAAAAGAAUAAGAAAAUGUUGCAAAGAUUGAUAAAUAAGCAAUUGAAGUGGGUGAAUAAGCAGGUGAAAAGCGGCAAAUGGUCGCCAGCCGAUGGAGCAAUGUCCUUUACCGCAACCAGCGAAACUUCCUUGGGCGCUGUAAAGAAAUCGAGUUGUGAGCAUGAUUUGAAAAAUGCAAAAAGCGAUGAUGAUUUGCCAAGCCAGAAGAAUCAGUGCCCGGAAAAUUAUCAGCCAAAUUGUUGAAAACAAUUGGAAUUUAUUAAAAGUGUUUUUUU
Molecule: messenger RNA, 514 nt
Organism: Drosophila grimshawi
Lineage: Eukaryota; Metazoa; Arthropoda; Insecta; Diptera; Drosophilidae
Exons: 3
Coding region: 9-482 (157 amino acids)
Source: RefSeq, a predicted model, not a curated record